GAAGAAUUUCCCACGCCCUCUCGUUCGUUUGCACAAAGGCAAGCGCAUUUCGCUGAUUCCCUCAACGACACAGGCAGCUGCACAAACAUAUACACACACGCAGUCAUGUUCCGUCUCGCUGCUAGGUCCGCUCACAAGCCUCUGAGCAGGACACUUUCUCCAGCAUGCACAAGGAGCUUCCAUGCAUCUUCGGCUGCUCGCAAACUCGCCGGUUCCCAACCGCUGCGUGCAACCGCCGCUGACACCCCCCUAUCAAGCGCCUACCCAAUCAUCGACCACACCUACGACGCCAUCGUAGUUGGUGCAGGCGGCGCAGGUCUUCGUGCCGCUUUCGGUCUCGCAAAGGAGGGACUCAAGACCGCUUGCAUUACUAAGUUGUUUCCUACGAGGAGUCAUACCGUUGCGGCCCAAGGGGGGAUCAAUGCGGCGCUUGGGAAUAUGAGUGAGGAUGAUUGGAGAUGGCAUAUGUAUGAUACCGUGAAGGGGAGUGAUUGGUUGGGCGACCAAGAUGCGAUCCACUACAUGUGUCGCGAAGCCCCUCAGAGCGUGAUCGAGCUAGAGCACUACGGCGUGCCCUUCUCGCGUACGGAGGAGGGCAAGAUCUACCAGCGCGCGUUCGGCGGACAGAGCUUGAAAUUUGGUAAAGGCGGGCAGGCGCACCGAUGUGCUGCUGUCGCCGAUCGUACGGGACACUCGAUCCUCCACACGCUCUAUGGACAGUCGUUGCGGUAUGAUACGACUUAUUUCAUUGAGUACUUUGCGUUGGAUUUGAUCAUGGAGAAUGGUGAAUGCCGAGGUGUCAUUGCUCUCUGCAUGGAGGACGGCACGUUGCACCGUUUCCGCGCCCACCAGACCGUGCUGGCCACCGGUGGUUACGGACGUGCCUACUUCUCCUGCACGUCUGCCCACACUUGCACUGGUGACGGAAACGCCAUGGUGACCCGUGCCGGCCUGCCUCUGCAGGACUUGGAGUUUGUACAAUUCCACCCUACCGGUAUCUACGGAGCAGGUUGUUUGAUCACCGAAGGUUCCCGUGGAGAGGGAGGUUACCUGCUCAAUUCCGAGGGUGAGCGUUUCAUGGAGCGUUACGCACCCACGGCAAAGGACCUCGCUUCCCGCGACGUCGUCAGUCGAUCCAUGACGGUCGAGAUCCGCGAGGGCCGCGGUGUGGGACCCGAGAAGGACCACAUCUACCUGCAGCUCAGCCACUUGCCCAAGGAAGUCCUUGCCGAGCGUCUGCCCGGUAUCUCCGAGACGGCCGCGAUCUUCGCCGGUGUCGACGUGACCAAGGAGCCCAUCCCCGUCCUACCCACCGUCCACUACAACAUGGGCGGUAUCCCUACUAACUACAUCGGCCAGGUCAUCGACCCCAAGGACGGCAAAGACAACAUCGUCCCCGGCCUCUACGCCGCGGGCGAAGCCGCCUGCGUGUCCGUGCACGGCGCCAACCGUCUCGGGGCCAACUCCCUGCUCGACAUUGUCGUGUUUGGCCGUGCGUGCGCCCUGCACAUUGCCGAGAACCUGAAACCCAACACGCCGCACCGCCCGCUGCCCAAGGACGCUGGGGCCGAGACGAUUGCGAACCUCGACCGCGUGCGAUAUGCGAACGGGGCUAACCCGACUUCCGCGGUGCGUUUGCAGAUGCAGAAGGUGAUGCAGAGCGAUGCGGCUGUUUUCAGGACGCAGAGUUCGUUGGAGGAGGGUGUGAAGAGGAUCGAUGAGGUUGCCUUGAAGCUGAAUGAUCUCAAAACCACCGACCGUGGUCUCAUCUGGAACACGGACCUCAUCGAAACGCUCGAACUCCAAAACCUCAUGGCCAACGCCACACAAACCAUGUACUCUGCGGAAGCACGCAAAGAGUCCCGUGGGGCGCACGCGCGCGAGGAUUUCACGGAGCGCGACGACAAGGAGUGGAUGAAGCAUACGCUGUCGUGGUGGGACCACAAGACCCAUAAGACGCGGUUGGCGUAUCGGAAGACGAUCACGCAUACGUUGGAUGAGAAUGAGGUUAAGCCUGUGCCGCCUGUUAAGCGGGUGUACUAGAUUGCGUACUGUCCUUCUUUCCGCCCCACAUUCUUCUGUACGGUUUGAAACGUUUGCUUUGUGAAACGUUGGGGGGGGGGGGGGGG
Molecule: messenger RNA, 2129 nt
Organism: Fimicolochytrium jonesii
Lineage: Eukaryota; Fungi; Chytridiomycota; Chytridiomycetes; Spizellomycetales; Powellomycetaceae
Product: FAD binding domain-containing protein
Exons: 7
Coding region: 106-2043 (645 amino acids)
Biological process (GO): tricarboxylic acid cycle; mitochondrial electron transport, succinate to ubiquinone
Molecular function (GO): flavin adenine dinucleotide binding; electron transfer activity; succinate dehydrogenase (quinone) activity
Source: RefSeq, a predicted model, not a curated record